CUCUGGGAGAAGCGUGUGUUAGCGGAGUGUCUUUGUUGUGUUGAGAAAGAGGUAAAAUGUGUAAAGUCCAGAUGCUGAGAGCGUUGGUGGAGCAGCGACUAACUGCGGCUGCUGAAGAGAUAUUUGGGCUGUUUGAAAGAACGAUAGCAGAGUACGAGGAGGAACUUUGUCGUUCAAAAGAGGAGAACGAGCGACAACGGGAGCUACUGGACGCUGUUUACAACCCUCAGCUUCGGCUACACAGAGCAGAUGUUCAGCAGCUGUCGGUGGUUAAAGAUUGGGUUCCCCCUGAGCAGCAGGAGUGUAGCUCCAGUGUGGACCAGCAGCAGCCAGAGCCCCCCCCACACAUUAAGAAGGAACUGUGGAGCAGUCAGGAGGGAGAGCAGCUUCAAGGGCUGGAGGAGGCUGAUAUCACCAAGCUCCCAAUCACUCCUGUCCCUGCGAAGAGUGAAGAUGAUGAAAAGAAAACUGAUGACAGUGCUGAUUGGAAGGAGACCAGAGAACCUCAGUCAGCUUUAAACUCUCUGAAACAUGAUUCAAGAUGUAAGAAAAAAUUCAGCUGCUCUGAGUGUGGGAAAAGAUUUGGCUUCAAGACACAUCUGAAGAAACAUGUGAGAAUCCACACAGGAGAAAAACCUUUCAGCUGCUCUGAGUGUGGUAAAGCUUUCACUGAAAGUGGACACCUGAAGAGACACAUGAUAACUCACACAGGAGAGAAGCCUUUUGGCUGCUCAGUCUGUAAGAAAUCUUUUACACAGAGUGGACAUUUACGGUCACACAUGGUAGUCCACACAGGAGAGAAAAGAUUCAGCUGCAGUGUUUGUAACAAAAGAUUUGCCGGGCAUUCUCGUGUCAAAAGACAUAAAUGUGUUGGUCAGAUGGAAACAAGCUGAUGGAGAGGACUGUGGAGGACCAGAACCAGCCAGGAACUCAAUCCAGAUCCUCUUUUACAACCAGAGACUGAAGACCAGACUGGAGACUCUUCUGAUCCUGAGAAUGAUGACA
This is a messenger RNA of Sander lucioperca (pikeperch), 1005 nucleotides long. RefSeq names its product zinc finger protein 41 homolog. Gene Ontology annotation, molecular function: RNA polymerase II cis-regulatory region sequence-specific DNA binding; DNA-binding transcription factor activity, RNA polymerase II-specific. The transcript has 5 exons. Lineage: Eukaryota; Metazoa; Chordata; Actinopteri; Perciformes; Percidae. Gene Ontology annotation, biological process: regulation of transcription by RNA polymerase II. The record is from RefSeq and is a predicted model, not a curated record. The coding region runs from base 57 to 893 and encodes 278 amino acids.